This is a messenger RNA of Gossypium arboreum, 1322 nucleotides long. Its product is annotated as 2-alkenal reductase (NADP(+)-dependent)-like. The coding region runs from base 113 to 1156 and encodes 347 amino acids. The record is from RefSeq and is a predicted model, not a curated record. Gene Ontology annotation, biological process: response to oxidative stress. Gene Ontology annotation, molecular function: 2-alkenal reductase [NAD(P)H] activity. NCBI's taxonomy places the organism in Eukaryota, Viridiplantae, Streptophyta, Magnoliopsida, Malvales, Malvaceae. The transcript has 5 exons.
GAUAUAAUCACCCGGUCAUUUCCAUCUUUUUAACUUUUGCCAUUAAAGUCUCGCUCUUUUUUCCUUAAAACCUUCAAUCUAUUUUUUUUUUUUCUAGUUUCAAGCAACUAAAAUGGCUGAUGAAGCGUUAGUGAAGAACAAGCAAGUGGUUCUCAAGAACUAUGUGAAUGCCGGUUUGCCCAAAGAAUCAGAUAUGGAAAUUAAAGAAAAAAGCAUUCAAUUGAAAGUUCCAGAAGGGACUAAAGAUGCAAUUUUAGUGAAAAAUCUCUACUUAUCUUGCGAUCCUUACAUGAGGAAUCGUAUGAAGAAGCUCGAAGAUUCGUAUGUGCCGUCUUUUGAGCCCAGAUUGCCUAUAUCCGGUUACGGAGUGGCCAAAGUCGUGGAUUCGACUCAUCCGGAAUACAAAAACGGCGAUCUCGUGUGGGGGACGACCGGUUGGGAAGAGUAUUCUCUCUUAAGGGCGCCUGGUCUUUUGUUCAAAAUUCAACACACAGAUUUGCCUCUCACCUACUAUACUGGACUUCUUGGUAUGGCUGGUAUGACUGCUUAUACUGGUUUUUACGAAAUCUGCACCCCGAAGAAAGGGGAAUAUGUCUAUGUAUCGGCUGCAUCCGGAGCAGUUGGUCAGCUUGUCGGGCAAUUUGCGAAAUUGUUAGGCUGUUAUGUCGUCGGAAGUGCCGGAAGCAAAGAGAAAAUUGAUCUGCUGAAGAAUAAGUUCGGGUUCGAUGAGGCGUUCAACUACAAGGAAGAGCCGGACUUGGAUGCUGCUUUAAAAAGGUACUUCCCAGAAGGCAUCGAUAUUUACUUUGAAAACGUUGGGGGAAAGAUGCUCGAUGCAGUGCUGCUCAACAUGAGAGUCCAUGGUCGUAUCGCUGUAUGCGGAAUGAUCUCACAGUACAACAACGACAAACCCGAAGCAACGCACAACUUGAUGUACAUCAUUCCGAAACGGGUCCGGAUGCAAGGGUUUAUCGUCAGUGAUUUCUAUCACUUGUAUCCCAAGUAUCUAGAAAUGGUUAUACCUAGCAUCAAAGAAGGGAAGAUAACGUACAUUGAAGACGUAGCCGAAGGUAUUGAGAGUGCUCCAACAGCUCUCAUUGGCCUCUUCAUUGGUCGCAAUGUCGGGAAACAGUUAGUCGUGGUCUCCCGUGAUUGACGCACUUAUACGGAAAAUAACACCGGUAUAAUUCGUGCAUGUGUGUUGUGUUUGAUUUCAAUGUAUUUUGUAUUUAUGUUCGGAUAUGCGUUGGACAUGUGCGUUUAAACAAAAGAGUCUAUUUGGGGUUUUUCAUACAAAUAAUAUAAAAAAGUUAUUACGAAAA